AUGUCUUCUAGAAGUCCGUUGAUACUAAGUACCGACUGGAAUAUUGCCUUGGGCAUUACGCCAUCAGCAUCUCUUUUCCUUCCAUCAGCAUCUCUUUUCAUUAUCAGCUACGUCGGCGCCUUUGGUUCUCGGCACGCCGUCGAGGUCCACGCUUGGACCAAGAUCAAACACCUUAAGCGGAAGAUCGUUUCAAUGGGGAUUUCUGAGCGGGUUUUCCAGCCUCGUUCAGUACGCCGUGCCGCCCGUGGAUCCCUCCUCACUGUGGCUAGAAACUCGGGAAGUGUUACGAAGAUGGUCGUCCACGAGGAGGGCUCCGUGCGCCAGGUCAAGGAGGAGGCGGCGAGGGACGCGGGCGUGAGCGCGAGCAAGGUGCAGUUCAUUGCAGGAGGCGCCGAGAUGCAGGACGACCGGAGGCUCAAGGACUAUGGCCUUACCGGCGACGCUGUGGUGUGGAUGGAGGUCGAGGGAGAGGAGGAGGGACGCGAAGGAGGGAGCCAGAGCAGCGAGGCCGGCUGCUGUAGCGUCUGCUCAGUUAUGUAAUGUCAUGCUGGGCGGUUUCUACUUCUGAAAAUAUUGGUUGCAGUGUGUAAGGAGCGCCUCCCGCCGACCUCGCGCAUCGCAGCCGAAGCGGAAAUGGUUCAACGGCGUCGCUGCGGGAGCUGAGGAGGCCGAGUUUUCUGUCCAUUUUUUGUCAUAGCUAUGUUGAUAGAAAGAAUAAGUUUAAGGAUGAUAAGAUGUCGUUUUUCGAGAACCAGUUUGCAUCAAAUUUGGUUCAAGAGAUUCCCAGUGUAUUAAUGAAUAAGCACAAUAGGAAUAUAUCAUUGUUAUCAUUAUGAUUAUUAUUACCACUGUUAUUGCCAUUGUUAUCAUUGUCAUUAUUAUUAUUGCUAUCUUUAUUAUUAUCGUUAUUAUGAUUGUAUUAUCAUUUACCAUUAUUAUUAUCAUAAUAGUCACCAUCAUAAUAUCAAAGAGAAUUUUAACAAUAAUGAUGUUGCACAGUAGUUUGGAAAUCAGUGAAUGAAUUGCCAUUUUAAUCACAUGACUCCUUAUACACGUAAAUAAACCACAACACCACAGGACGCUCUGUGCGUGUCAGGUUCCACUGUUAUUUCAUUCGUGUAUUCGCAUAUUUAAUUCAGGACAAAAUACAAAGAGUGCAGUUAUAUUUCAUUUGCUUAUCUGAUCCAUUAAAACAAAGACUAUUACUCAUUUUCAUUUUUUUAUAGCGUAUUUUCAUUGAACAUCAUGUAGCUUUGGCCAUAUGUUGCUCUCAUUGUUUAUUCUAGUGAAAAUAAAACGUUAUUUGCGUUGUAUUUGACAGUAAAGGAAACAAGGAAGUCACAUAUGAUACUCUUAUUGAUUUCGCCUUUAUUAUGUAAUGGUUAAUGGUCAAAACAAAUAAAUGUGCUAGACAUCAAAGGUCAUAUAGCACUAUGGUCAGGUAUUGUGGCGAAAAGGGUAAAAAUGAGUCAACGAUUAGGAUAACUGGACAGAAGAAGGAGAUGAAGAAGAGAAGGAGAGGGAAAGGGAGAGAAGAAAUGACGACGCAGGCGAGGGCUGAGGACCAAGGCAGGGCUGACCCGCUACAUCAGUCUUCGCCUCCUAAGCCCCCCCCACCUCCAUCGCCCACGUCAAGAACGGCCAAAGGAUAACCCCUUGUUUAAGCCGAGAAAGUAGAUGAAUAAAUAAAUAAAAAUGCA
Molecule: messenger RNA, 1700 nt
Organism: Penaeus monodon (black tiger shrimp)
Lineage: Eukaryota; Metazoa; Arthropoda; Malacostraca; Decapoda; Penaeidae
Exons: 3
Coding region: 1-540 (179 amino acids)
Molecular function (GO): protein binding
Source: RefSeq, a predicted model, not a curated record